Podospora anserina S mat+ is the source of this 1656-nucleotide messenger RNA. RefSeq lists its product as uncharacterized. NCBI's taxonomy places the organism in Eukaryota, Fungi, Ascomycota, Sordariomycetes, Sordariales, Podosporaceae. Gene Ontology annotation, biological process: secondary metabolite biosynthetic process. Bases 1 to 1656 code for a protein of 551 amino acids. The transcript is spliced from 2 exons. Gene Ontology annotation, molecular function: oxidoreductase activity, acting on CH-OH group of donors; flavin adenine dinucleotide binding. The record is from RefSeq and is a predicted model, not a curated record.
AUGUACAACAUCACCUCUGUUCCUCAGGUGAACUUGAACAACCGUACCUUUCCGGUCGAUGUCGGGUGCAUUGUGGGCGGCAGCUCAGCUGUCAAUGCUCAGGGGUUUCAGCGAGGGACCAAGCGUGACUACAACAACUGGUCUGCACCUCUUGUUGAACACAAUCCGCACUCAUUUGGCCUGGUCCCAGUUCCGAUCUAUCAAGCCCUGCGUGGAUAUCCUGGUGUGGAAAUCCCCAUCGACCAUUCGGUUGGCACCCUCGGACUAGCCUGGACACCAAGAUCAAUGGAACCGAUCUCUUUCAACCGGUCAUAUUCUCGAAGUGGACACUAUGACGGCCUUAACAGGGACAAUUACCACCUGCUCACCGCUACCAGGGUCGAAAAGGUUGUGUUCAAGGGCAAGACAGCAGAAGGUGUGGAGAUCUCCCCUCGCUGGGCUGAAGCACACGAGGGCAAAGGCAAGGGGAAGGGCAAAAUUAAUCGGAAAGGGAGUGGUAAGAGGGUUAUCAGAGCUCGGAAAGAGAUCGUCCUCUCCGCUGGAGCCAUCCACACCCCCCAGAUCCUCCAGUUGAGUGGCAUUGGCCCUGCUUCUCUUCUCAAGCAAGCGAAGAUUCCCGUCAUAGUCGACCUUCCCGGUGUUGGCGCUAAUUUGCAAGACCACGCUUACCAGCCGGCAGUUCAGUUCAACUGUAUGUUCCGUCUUUCAUCCCCUCCGAUGAAGCUAACAAUCCCAGGGACAACCCCCCCACCCUACCCAGAAGUAAACACCACCCUCCCCCCCAUCGAAGCCUUCCUCUUCGGCCCCGGCCUCAACCUCAUGCUCGGCCUCCCAGGCAUCUCCCCUACCCGGUACCAAUCCCUUGCCGCUUCCUACCUCUCCCAGUCCCCCUCCGAGUUCCUCCCGAAACACAUCCACCCCACCAUCAUCGCCGGCUACGCCCAACAACAACGUCUCUACGCCGCAGGCAUGUUAGACAAAAACUUUGCCUUCUCCGCCACCGGCGUCGGCGCCCUACCCGUUGCUGCUCCUCAGCUCAUGCACGGCCUAUCUCGCGGCACCGUCACUCUCAACCUCUCCUCUCCGCUGUCAGAACCGAUAGUUGACUACCGUUUUGCUUCCAACCCGAUUGAUCUUGACAUUGUGGCUGAAAACAUAAAGUUCUAUCGAAGGUUUUACACCGGUCCGGAUAGUACACUGAGGCAGUACGUUGAUUUGACUUUGGGGGAAAGCCAGCCUGGUAAGGGGUACCAGUCUGAUGAGGGGCUGAAGGGGUGGUUGAGAGAGAACUUGGUGCCGAGUGUGUAUCACCCAAGUGGGACAGCCGCGAAAAUGGCGAGGGAGUGGGGGGGUGUGGUGAAUGAAGGGUUGGAGGUAUAUGGAGUGAAGGGGUUGAGUGUGGUGGAUACGAGUAUUUUUCCUACUAUUCCAGGGGCGGCGACGAGUAUGACUGUUUAUGCUGUUGCUGAGAAGGUAUGUGUCUUAUUGCUGCUGUCGCGACGGUGUGCUGACGAGUUGGUAGGCUGCCGAUCUGAUCAAGGCGAGGGCUGUAGUUGUUGUAGGCUUUUGAAGAUAACGUUAAGGCAGUUGAGAGGCUUGAAAAGGCAUUUGAGAGUUUUGAGAGCAACGGGCGAGAUGUGUCAACAAAUCACUUGA